GUUUUUCAGUUCUUAAAUGCAAAAUGUGAGUCUGCAUUCCUUUCCAAGAGGAACCCCCGUCAGAUCAACUGGACUGUGCUGUACAGACGUAAACACAAGAAGGGGCAGUCAGAGGAGGUGCAGAAGAAGCGCACGCGCCGUGCGGUGAAGUUCCAGAGGGCCAUCACCGGCGCCUCGCUGGCCGAGAUCAUGGCCAAGCGCAACCAGAAGCCCGAAGUACGGAAGGCACAGAGGGAACAAGCUAUUAGGGCUGCAAAAGAAGCCAAGAAGGCUAAGCAGGCAACCAAGAAAACAGCUGUUUCUGCUGCAAAGGCUCCUACGAAGGCAGCACCUAAGCAGAAGAUUGUGAAACCAGUCAAGGUUUCUGCUCCCCGUGUUGGUGGAAAGCGCUAACUUCCCAAACUGCUAGUCGUGCUGAAUAAACAUCUGACUUCACUUU
Molecule: messenger RNA, 439 nt
Organism: Merops nubicus (carmine bee-eater)
Lineage: Eukaryota; Metazoa; Chordata; Aves; Coraciiformes; Meropidae
Gene: RPL24
Product: ribosomal protein L24
Exons: 4
Biological process (GO): cytoplasmic translation
Cellular component (GO): cytosolic large ribosomal subunit
Molecular function (GO): structural constituent of ribosome; mRNA binding
Source: RefSeq, a predicted model, not a curated record